GGUGAACCCGCAGCUUGCUCCUUCCCAGCGCCUCAGGCCCCCCGGCCGCAGGAUGGUGUGUGCGCAGGUGGAGACGAGCCCCAGGCGGUGCUGGCAGAAGGUGCUGUACGAGCGGCAGCCCUUCCCGGAUAACUACGUGGACCAGCGGUUCCUGGAGGAGCUGCGGAAGAACAUCCAUGCCCGCCAGUACCAGUACUGGGCUGUGGUCUUCGAGUCGGGGGCCGUGGUGCAGCAGCUCUGCAGCGUCUGUGUUUUCGUCGUCACCUGGUGGUACAUGGACGCCGGGAUGCUGAGCCCGCAGGGGCUUUUUGGGGCGGCCCUGGCCUCCUCCCUGCUUGGCUAUGUUCUCUUCGAUGCCAUCGACGCCGGGGUUGGGCGGCGAGAGAGUGGGCGGACGCGGUGGGCAGACCUGAAGAGCACGCUGGUGUUCAUCGCCUUCACCUACGGCUUCUCCCCGGUGCUGAAGACGCUGACGGAGUCCAUCAGCACGGACACUAUCUAUGCCAUGUCAGUCUUCAUGCUCCUCGGCCACCUCAUCUUCUUUGACUACGGCGCCAACGCCGCCAUCGUGUCCAGCACGCUGUCCCUUAACAUGGCCAUCUUCGCCUCGGUGUGCCUGGCCUCACGCCUGCCUCGCUCCCUCCACGCCUUCGUCAUGGUCACCUUCGCCAUGCAGAUCUUUGCCCUCUGGCCCAUGCUGCAGAAGAAGCUGAAGGCCCGGACACCGCGCUGCUACGUGGCAGUGACCGUGCUCUUCGCGCUGGCGGCACUGGCAGGGCUGGCAAGCGUCUCCAGUGUGGGUGCCGUGCUUUUUGCCUCACUGCUGCUCUCUAUCUCCUGCCUCUGCCCUUACUGCCUCAUCCGGCUUCAGCAGCUGAAGGACAACAUCCAUGGGCCGUGGGACGAGGCUGAGAUCAAGGAGGACCUCUCCAGGUUCCUCAUGUAGGCCUGGCCAGGGGGUAAAGGGGCUCUGUGCUGUGAGCACUGCAGAGGGACUUUUCUGGGGGGAUGCCCAGCCCAAUAAAACCUCUCACACAGCAGG
Messenger RNA from Oxyura jamaicensis (ruddy duck), 1042 nucleotides. It is a transcript of the gene PIGC, whose product is annotated as phosphatidylinositol glycan anchor biosynthesis class C. The transcript has a single exon. Gene Ontology annotation, cellular component: glycosylphosphatidylinositol-N-acetylglucosaminyltransferase (GPI-GnT) complex; membrane. The coding region runs from base 53 to 946 and encodes 297 amino acids. Lineage: Eukaryota; Metazoa; Chordata; Aves; Anseriformes; Anatidae. The record is from RefSeq and is a predicted model, not a curated record. Gene Ontology annotation, biological process: GPI anchor biosynthetic process.